CGGGAACCUCGUUAUCUGCAUUAUGGCUAUUCUCACCGCAGUUGAUGGACAUUACUCCCCUACCCCCCGGACAUUAGUGACAAUGGUAUUGUCAAAGCCUGUCGAGGUGUCGCUAUAUCCGAGACCAGUGAAAUUCUCGGCACACACUGUCGACAUGGCGACUUAUCCAGUACCGGCGACACUCUCGCAAGGCACUGUCGACGCGGCGACUUAUCCAGUACCGGCGACACUCUCGCAAGGCACUGUCAAUAUGGCGACUUAUCCAGUACCAGCGACAGUUUCGCAAGGCACUGUCGACAUGCCGGCAUCUUCAAUAGCAACAAAUGCAGUCGAGACGCCAUCUGCUGUAGGGACGCCAUAUACUGUUGGGACGCCACUUGCUGUCGGGACACCAUCUCCAGUAGGGACACCACUUGCUGCCGGGACACCAUCUCCAGUAGGGCCGCCAUUUCCAAUAGGGACGCCAUUUCCAGUAGGGAACCCACCUGCAGUAGGAACGCCAUUUGCAGUAGGAGCGCCAUUUGCAGACGGGUCACCAUUUGCAGCCGGAACACCAUUUGGCUCAGGUAUGAAUUUGUCUCCCUCAUCUAACCCAGCCUUUUACUAAAAAACCUCGUCAGAAAACUUCCAAGCCCAGACCACAACCGCUCCCGAAGCCCUCAUCACUCCAGCGGCUUCCGUGCUCAACAUAACAGUAGAAGUCGCCUCCACGCCCAUUUUCGAAACCUCAUGCGAAAACCUGCCCGGCAUGAUACUCGCAUACACGACAAUAUUCUACAGCACAACGAAUAUCACCGCUGCAGCAUAUAGUCACCCGGCCUCGAGCAGAGUUUGUCUCGUUAACUUGGGCAUGACCAUCUCACAGAAAAGUUUGCCGCCCUCCACCCUAACGCACACGGUGCACUGGUCUGCCGAGUAUGUGGUCAAUGUCGACGAACAAACCUCUGGUCGUACGAAUAUCUUUCCGGAUCCAAAGGCAUCAGGGAUGAAACCUCAGUACAGCAGUACUUCACAAGGCAGCUCGAAAACCGGUUCUCUGAAUACGACUUCGACGGCAGCUUCUGGCGGCAGCGCUUCGGGAUCGCAGAGUGGAGACAAUGGAGUUGGGUCAGGGCCUCAGAGCACAUCGAUGAUGAAGUAUCAGGAGAUCGCCGUUACUUCAUCAGCGCAAGGUAGCUCGGAACAUGUCCUAGGUGCAGCAGGUGGAUCUGCAAGUGCUGCUCCGUACGAAUCUGCAAAUGCUGCUCCGCACGAAUCUGCAAGUGCUGCUCCGUACGAAUCUGCGAGUCCUGCUUCGUACGCAUCUGCAAGGCCUGCUCCGUACGAAUCUGCGAGUCCUGCUUCGUACGCAUCUGCAAGUCCUGCUUCGUACGAAUCUGCAAGUCCUGCUUCGUACGGAUCUGGAAGUCCUGCUUCGUACGGAUCUGGAAGUCCUGCUUCGUACGGAUAGACGACUUCGUUGAAUCAAAAUCAAAACUACAUGUGUCUUGCCAUUAACGAAGCGUUCUUCUUCUUCAGAAUCUUCAGAGUCUUCUUCUUCAGAGUCAACACCGCGAUAGCCCCAAGCACGCCAACCAGCUCUAAUGGCGCGAUACUGGCGAGACGACUGGCACUAAU
Molecule: messenger RNA, 1617 nt
Organism: Sphaerulina musiva SO2202
Lineage: Eukaryota; Fungi; Ascomycota; Dothideomycetes; Mycosphaerellales; Mycosphaerellaceae
Exons: 2
Coding region: 749-1450 (233 amino acids)
Source: RefSeq, a predicted model, not a curated record